This is a messenger RNA of Danio aesculapii, 2841 nucleotides long. RefSeq names its product selenocysteine insertion sequence-binding protein 2-like. The transcript has 8 exons. Gene Ontology annotation, biological process: selenocysteine incorporation. Gene Ontology annotation, cellular component: ribonucleoprotein complex. The record is from RefSeq and is a predicted model, not a curated record. Bases 184 to 906 code for a protein of 240 amino acids. NCBI's taxonomy places the organism in Eukaryota, Metazoa, Chordata, Actinopteri, Cypriniformes, Danionidae. Gene Ontology annotation, molecular function: selenocysteine insertion sequence binding; ribonucleoprotein complex binding; mRNA 3'-UTR binding.
UGUCUCCGCUUGUUGUCAACUUUAAGCUUAAUCUUUAAUUAUUUGGCCUACCUCUUUUACAUCUGAACCGAACGGACUUCGAUUUUACUUUAAUGGCUCUCGUUAACGACCGAAAGAUAAUGAAGGCUGGAGUUUUGGGUCCUCUGAAGUUGUUUGAUUCAUAGCCUUCAACAGCCACACAAAAUGGAGAAUCGUUCAAAAAGAACUCCAUCCAAAACCAAGACGUGCCAGUCAUCACCCGAGGACUGGUUUGAGAGAAGGCAGAGAUCAGUGGACAAUCAGCAUGAAGUGCCACCAAAAACACACAUUCACAGCAGCAGCUCUCAAACCAGCACUGAUCUCAAGGCCCGCACGGCUCUGAAGGAAGGAUUAAACAAGCAUACGGGAAAGACAAUGAAGGACAACAGAGCUGAGCCUUCCUCUCAGGACAAAAGAAUCAGCCGGAGGUCGACAGACAGAGGAUACAGAGGGAGUGGUCUAGAUGAGGCUCUUCACAAUAUCAUCGACACAUGCCGUGAUCAGGGCGUCCCGUUUGUGUUUGCCUUGUCGAGAAAGGCACUGGGCCGCUGUGUUAAUAAAGCCGUCCCGGUCAGCUUGGUGGGCAUCUUUAACUAUGAUGGCGCACAGGACCAUUAUCACAAAAUGAUCGAGUUGUCGGCCCAGGCCAGGAAGUCCUAUGAGGUGAUGAUUGCAAAUCUGGAUGGCGAUUCGCAGGAGGAUCUACAGGAGGAUCUACAGGAGGAGGAGCCGCUGGGAGAAACUUCUGUAACAGAAGAGCCGGAGUACAUUAAAAUCUGGAGGAAAAUGCUGGAGAAAGAUUACAGCCACCCUUUCCUGAAUUUCGAGGACAAAUUUUCAUCCCUUUCCAUCGGUUCAGAGCAGCUUCUGGAUGAUGAAGGAAGUUGAUGCAAGUACAAAGAUUGAGACAGAACGUCUGUUUGUGUUUGUUUGCUUUCGUGACACGAAAGCAGAUUCCCACAGUGUUUGCAAGCCCGUGUGAGCCUCUAGCACUUUGAAAAGAUGUGUCAGGAAUAGCUUGAAGUACCAAAAUGUGCCUGUCAAGAGCGUUUUAUUCAAAAACAUAAACCAUAAACGGUUUCUGUGACGUGGAAUGGUGUGUUAAAUCAAGAGGCAAUACAGCUGAAAGUAGAGAACAGCCCUUGACUACAAAUAUUUUCUUAUAAAUAUAUAUAUAUAUAUAUAUAUAUCAUGAACUUAGUUUAAUGUUUCCAUAGUCUGAAUGGUGAAUAUUUUUGCAAAAUAGCUGAUAUCCCUCUAUUUCUAUUAAAAGAAGUGAAAUAGUUUGAUAACAAUCAUUGAAAUAAUCUGAACCACUUAAUUUAUGUACACGUUUACAUUUGUAAUCAGAUGUAUCCUGCAAAAAAUGACUUUCCCUUCAGUUUUUGUCUUAUUUCCAGUCCAAAUAUCUCAAAAUUCUUAAAGAAAGACUUAUUGUUUUGGAAAAUGGGCUCAUUUUACAAGUCCACUAGAGUUAAACAGUUGAGUUUUACCAUUUUUAAAUCCGUUUGGCUGAUUUCUGGGUCUGGCGGGAGCUCUUUUAGCUUAGCUUAGCAUAAAUCACUGAAUCGGAUUAGACCAUUAGCACCCUCAUUUCUGCAUAAUAAUGAAGGAAUUUUGCUGCCAUACCAUGGCUGCCAGAGACGCUAUGAUAUUUAUGCAGCGACAUUAUCUAGUUACCUAGCUGGGAACUAUUUUCAGGUGCUGCGUAAUAUCAUUUUGCCUGCUGCAGCCAUGGUACGGCAGCAAAGUACCUUGAUUAUUACGCUGGAAUAAAAGUAUAGUUCCUAGCCAUAUCAAACUGAAAAUAGCAACAUUUCAUUUCUUUGUCUCUUACUAAAUGAUGUAACUACAAAAGAGUCUAUAUAUAUAUAUAUAUUAAAAAUUUUGUUUUUUUUUUUAUAGUUUGAGUAACAUGCUAAUGGUCUAAUCCGAUUCAAUGCUUUAUGCUAAGCUAAGCUAAAAGUGCUCCUGCCAGACCCAGAAAUCGACUACAUGGAUUCAAUAAUGCAAAACUCAAAUAUUUGACUUUAAAUUUAAUUAAAUUAGCCUAUUUCGAAAAAAAAAAAUGUGUUUCUUUGAAUCAAGAAGCAUUUAAAAAAAUAUAUAUUUUUAAAACAAGUCAAAUAAUUUGAUAUUGGGGUAAAUAAAGUAUGUUUUUACUUUUAAAAUAUGAUUACUUACCCCACUGGCAGAUAAUUUAGUUGAAACACACUCAAGAAAAUGCUUUUAAAUUUAAGAAUUUGUAGGUAUUUUGAUUCAAAACCAGACAAAAACUAGAAAAUCGUUAUUUUGCAGUGUAUCCUGUCGAAUGCACAAUUGUACUGAUCAUAACCACUGUGUGCGCUAAUUAUCAACAGGGUGUCUUUUAGUUCUGAAUGAUGAUGAUUAUUAUUAUUAUUAUUAUUAUUAAUAUGACCGUGAGCUGUUUGUAGGAAAACCUCACCCUUCUAGAACUUAUUAAACAUCACUUACGUAAAUCACAGUCUUCACUUUUUAAUUUCUAACUCAGUUCCUCAACACUAGCUCAUCCAUUAAUACAGAGUCCUUGAGCUGCUUCUCCUUCAGUCUCUUAGUCAGCUCUGUGUUUGUUUGUUUAUUGCUAUGGAUUGUCAUUAGUAGGGAAUGUGGGAGUUGUGUAGUACUCCAUGGUCCAUGGUAUUUACAUGUAGCAUAGAGCUCACAAUUCAACUUAGCAGUAACAAAUCAUUUUUAACUUCUGUAUAUUUCAGAAUGUUGACUUUGGGACCAAAACCAACUUUGUGAUUGUGAAGGUUUUCGAGUUUUCUCUAGUAUUUGCAAUAAAUUCAUUGCAAUAAGUCA